Sodiomyces alkalinus F11 is the source of this 839-nucleotide messenger RNA. RefSeq lists its product as hypothetical. The transcript is spliced from 3 exons. Gene Ontology annotation, cellular component: cytoplasm. The record is from RefSeq and is a predicted model, not a curated record. The coding region runs from base 394 to 726 and encodes 110 amino acids. Lineage: Eukaryota; Fungi; Ascomycota; Sordariomycetes; Glomerellales; Plectosphaerellaceae.
GAACCAUAUUACCGUUUUUGACAACGGCCUCAGUCGUAAAGCGACACAUAUAGCACUAUACUGAGAAGUGAAUGACCAGUUGUUUGCAAUAUAAUGUAUAUCAAGUUCUAGUUGUCAUAUCGACAUCACUAAUUACUUGGAUAAACACGACGAGACGCUGACAUACCAGAUGAUAUGGGCAGUCGUGACGUUUGCAAUGAUGUGGGGUAGCAAUAUUAGCCUGGGAAAUACGCCUUCCCGGCUCUCACCCGUAUAAGUAUAUCCCAAGGUGGUGUUCCAGCUGCGUUCCUAGGCGUCAUCGACAAAGAUAACAGCUACCCAAGCACAUCGCAUCAAUCACGUAUCUCCGUUUACCUGUAUCACAUCGUACACGGCGAGCAAUUUCAACCGACGAUGGCCAGCCAGGACGACUACAGCGACAUCCAACAGGAAGUUCCUCUCUCGGAGGAGUAUGAGAAGGAUCCGGAUAGUAUCGCUCGAGGCCAUAAAGCCACUAUCGCCAAUCCUAAUACAUCGGAGCAGGCGAAGGAGCAUUCGCGCAAGGUCUUGGAGAACGAGUUCCAGGAACCCUACGACAAACCCAACCGGAGCCAGGAUGACAGGCCAGAGCCGCACCAGAAGGACCCGGGCAAUGUAGCACGCGGGCUGAAGGCGAGCAUCAGCAACCCCGGGGUAUCAGAGGAAGCAAAGGAGCACGCGAGGGACAAAUUGAACAAGCUGCAGUAAUGGAAAACUGUAGACACAGAUAUGUUUGUGACAUGAGCUGCAGUAGUGGGAAAUUGUAAUGGUAGUAGUAUGAUAUAUUUCAUACGAACGAGAAAUUGGAAUUCUUGUUGUAU